Dictyostelium discoideum AX4 is the source of this 897-nucleotide messenger RNA. RefSeq names its product pirin family protein. Bases 1 to 897 code for a protein of 298 amino acids. NCBI's taxonomy places the organism in Eukaryota, Evosea, Eumycetozoa, Dictyosteliales, Dictyosteliaceae. The transcript has 4 exons. The record is from RefSeq and is a predicted model, not a curated record.
AUGUCAAGUGUAUCAAGAAAAGUACUAAAGGUAGCUAAAGGUAUUGCUACAAAAGAUGGUGAUGGAGUUUCAUUAACUCGUGUUAUUGGAGGUUCUAUAAAAAGUAGUGAAGUUGAUCCAUUUUUAAUGUUGGAUGCCUUCAAAUCUGAUAACCCAGAUGAUUAUAUCGCAGGUUUCCCAGAUCACCCACAUCGUGGUCAACAAACUCUCACCUACAUGAUUGAAGGUGCAAUGUUACAUGAGGAUAAUAGAAAAAAUAGAGGUUUAUUAUUACCAGGCAUGGUUCAAAUUAUGAAUGCAGGUAAAGGUAUUAUUCAUUCAGAAAUUCCACAACAACGUGAUGGUAUGAUGUUUGGAUUUCAAUUUUGGUUAAAUUUAGCAGCAGCAGAAAAGAUGUCAGAACCAUGGUAUAAAGAUAUUCCAGCAGCAGAUAUACCAGAGGUUAAUACUGAUGAUAAAAAAGUUAGAAUCAUCGCAGGUGUUUAUGAUGGUAUCGAAGGUCCAGUUAGAGAUUUACAUGUUAAACCAAUCUUUUUAGAUGUUAAAUUAAAAGCAAAUGCUAAAUUUUCAGAGGAAAUUCCAGAUUUUGAUCAUAGUUCUUUUGUUUAUGUUUUCGAAGGUGAAGGUUUUUUCGGUCCACAAGGUAAUCAAGUUAAAAUCGGUGAUCAACAUAUUGGUUUAUUAGAAAACAAAGAUAACAAUACCCUCUCAAAAGAUGAUCAACAACAAUCAAUUCCAAAUAAAAUUGAUGUCACCGCUGGUGAAAAUGGUGUUAGAUUUUUAUUCUUAUCUGCAAAACCAUUACGUGAACCUGUUGUACAACAUGGUCCAUUCGUUAUGAAUACACAAAGAGAAAUUCAACAAGCAUUUUAUGAUUUUCAAUCUGGUAAAUUUUAA